Messenger RNA from Lindgomyces ingoldianus, 1634 nucleotides. Its product is annotated as PAP2-domain-containing protein. The record is from RefSeq and is a predicted model, not a curated record. The transcript is spliced from 4 exons. Gene Ontology annotation, biological process: phospholipid metabolic process. The coding region runs from base 212 to 1432 and encodes 406 amino acids. Lineage: Eukaryota; Fungi; Ascomycota; Dothideomycetes; Pleosporales; Lindgomycetaceae. Gene Ontology annotation, molecular function: phosphatidate phosphatase activity.
GGGUAAGGUGAGCUUGCUUUGUUAGCAUAGCUCUAUCAACGUCACGAUUCGUUUCCUGCACCUACCCUAUUGUGUUGUCUCCCACGGCCCUUCUCUCACCGCUACCUACUACGUCAGUCGAUAAUCCUUCAUCCAUUCAUCGCUUCGAGCUGUUUGCCUUGCCUCAAACAACAACACCUUAGCUCCCUGCGUCAACAACCCCAACACUACAAUGGGUUUCUUCAAUCGCCGCUCGACACCCGUUGACGCCAACACAGCUACAGCAACUGGAAUACCCCACGAAAAGCCAGGCAUCUUCAGUCGGCGUCGUCAUGAUGCCGCUCCUGCUGCCAGUGGAACCCCGGCAUGGAACUCUCGACCAACCUUCGGACAGUGGGUCAAGGCGACGGCGUUGGACAUUGUGACUAUGGCUGUGAUGGGCGCCAUUGGGCUGGGUGUCUACAUGGCAGAUCCGGCGCCGAGCAGGAGUUUCCCGGUGAGUUUCCAGGACGGCGAGAUCAUCUACCCCGAAUUCGCAUACCCGCUUCGAAACGAGAUCGUCCCAAUCUGGGCCGCUGCUCUCAUGGCAUCUCUCAUUCCAAUUGCGGUUUUCUUGAUCUGCCAGAUUCGAGUUCGUAGCUUCUGGGAUGUCAAUAAUGCUACCAUUGGGUUGCUCUACGCCUUGAUUACGGCUGCCGUCUUUCAAGUCUUCAUUAAAUGGCUUAUUGGAGGCCUCCGUCCCCACUUCCUAACCGUCUGCCAACCUGACAUUCCCACCACCGGUCUCCAACAUGGCAACGGCUUCCGACAAAUAAUGUACGACCGCUCCAUCUGCACGGGCGACCGCAAGAAAAUAAACGACUCCCUAGAAUCCAUGCCCUCAGGCCACACUACUGCCGCCUUCGCCGGUUUCGUCUUCCUUUACCUCUACCUCAACGCUAAGCUCAAAGUCUUCGCAAACUACCAUCCUGCUAUGUGGAAACUCAUCGCCAUCUAUGCACCAAUUUUGGGAGCUUGUUUGAUUGGAGGUGCACUCACUAUUGACGAGUUUCAUAAUUGGUAUGAUAUUCUAGCGGGUGCGGUUAUUGGAACCUUGAUGGCUUUUAGUGCGUAUAGGAUGGUGUAUGCGAGUGUUUGGGACUUUAGGUUCAAUCACAUCCCCCUCCUUCGCCACACCCCUUUUAUCUACGGCGCUGGUCCCUCCACCCUCGACGGCUUUCAUGACGCGACCUUCACCCGUAAAGCCGGCUGGGGCACACACGACGGCAGUGCGUGGGCUGGCGCACCCUUUGAUGCCGCUGAUGGUCCGCGAGGCACGAUGGGUCAAGCGGCGGGUGUCCACGGUGCGAGGAAUGGACAUGGUACAAAUGGAGGCAUUGUUGGUAACGGGGGAAGGCAUUCGAUUGAGAGGAGGCCGGUUAACGGGAGUAGGUAUGGUGAGCAUAUGGUUUAAGUGGUGAAGUGAGAUACGGUAGUGAGAUAAGGUAAUGAGUGGAGUGUGAUCUCAGAGAUGAAGGGCUUGUGAAGGCAGCAGGUAAUUUUCGGCGGCUCAUAUGAUAUACUUGUCUCUAGUUCUAAUGGAAACGAAUGAGUCGAGACGGAUGAACAGGACUAAUCCCCUGAAUACAAGCGAGGCAUUACGGGAGGGAUGGUGG